Messenger RNA from Camellia sinensis, 543 nucleotides. The record is from RefSeq and is a predicted model, not a curated record. Lineage: Eukaryota; Viridiplantae; Streptophyta; Magnoliopsida; Ericales; Theaceae.
AUGGAAAAGUUAUUUGAAGUAUUCCCUUGCUCUGCAACUCAGAAAAUACUUUUGGCUACCUACACCCUAAAGGAUGAAGCCCGGAGAUUGUGGCUGGACCGAAAAGUUUCUGAAUUCCAAGAACUUAAGCAAGGGAAGAUGUCAGUAGCUGAGUACGAGGCUAAGUUCAUCGAGUUGGCCAGAUCUGCUCCUCGCAUAGUGGACACAGACUAUAAGAAAGCACGAAUGUUCAAGGGAGGACUAGACUUGGAAAUAUUUGAUCGAGUAGGCAUUCUGAAAUUGCCUACUUAUGUGGAAGUGCUUGACAGGGCAUUAAUGGUAGAAGCCAUAAUAGCAACCAAGAAACAAGCUAUAACUUCAACGACAAAAUGGAGAAGUAAAAGAUCCGGAUUCCAUUUUAAGAAGGGCCGAUCAUUUUCGAAGAAACAAAACACAGGAUCUUCCAGUAGCUCUAGUCAAAGUAGCGGAUCUAUUCCAAAUUGCCCCAACUGCGGAAGGAAGCAUAAAGGUGCAUGUUACCGUGUAUCAGGUGCGUGUUUCUGA